Messenger RNA from Saccostrea echinata, 1028 nucleotides. Its product is annotated as L-fucono-1,5-lactonase-like. Gene Ontology annotation, molecular function: hydrolase activity. The record is from RefSeq and is a predicted model, not a curated record. The transcript has 8 exons. Lineage: Eukaryota; Metazoa; Mollusca; Bivalvia; Ostreida; Ostreidae. The coding region runs from base 65 to 925 and encodes 286 amino acids.
AAUAAGAUGAAAACUCACUGAUAAGUUCGUCUUAUCUGGUUUUAAGAUAAACACAUGGAGAGAAAUGUCUGAUAUAAAUGAAAUAGACUGUGUGGAUUCCCAUUUCCACAUAUGGGAUUUGAAGAAAUUCCAGUAUCCUUGGCCAACUUCAGCAGAAGAAGCAAUAUUCCAAAAUUUUUCACCCCAUGACUUGGAAACAAACCUGACAAAGACUCCGGUCAGACAUGCUGUGUUUGUCCAGUGUUUGAAUGGGACUCCAGACGAAGCAAAAUGGGUUAUAAGCCAAGCGGCGAAGUAUCCAUUCAUUAAAGGAGUUGUAGCUGGAAUAAACCUCACCAGUCAUAAGCUUCCAGAAGUCCUUGAUGAUAUGCAAAAGUAUGCCUUGUUUAAGGGAGUUCGCCAUAUUCUAGAUAUGGAAAAACCUGACUGGAUCAUAAGAGAAGAUGUUCACACUGGACUGAAGGUGCUAGAAGAGAGGGGAAUUCCCUAUGACUUACUCCUAAGGCCUCCUCUUCUGAAAUAUAUACCCAGUGUUGUAUCAAAGUUUCCAAGGUUAAAAUUUGUUGUUGAUCACAUUGCAAAGCCUUACGUAAAGGACAAAAAGAUUGAUGGAUGGAGAGAGGAGAUUGCUGAUAUAGCAAAAUAUCCAAAUGUCUACUGCAAAUUAUCUGGUCUUGUAACAGAAGCAGACUGGAACUGCUGGAAAGCUGGGGAUUUCCAACCAUAUAUUGAUCAUGUCCUGGCUUGCUUUGGAGUUGAUAGAUGUAUGUUUGGAUCUGACUGGCCAGUGUGCAAUCUUGCCAAAGCUGACUAUAAAACAGUGUUUGAUUUGCUGCAAAGUCUUCUUUCUUCCAUGACUUUUGAAGACAAGAAAAAGAUUUUCAAAUUGAAUGCAGCCGCGUUUUACAAGCUGGACUUGAAUUAGUGUAUUAAAAUGAAGCAUUAUUUAAACAUUAUCAGCAAGUUUUCACAUAAUUACACAAUACAUGUGUAAAUAACUAUGCAAUUAUUAAAUGAUUUUAUAUGUA